CAACGUCACACAGAGCAGCUGAUGCAGCUUCGAUGGCGAUUCCAGCAAGGCACUAGGCAAUCUGCAAGGGAGCGAUGUUCCUGUCGCGGCGGCUCUUGGGGCCCCCGAAGAGCCCCAGGAACGUCUUCUUCCCAUGGUUCAACUUCAUCAUGGCGAAGACCGGCACCUACUUGGAGCCGAACCGCGCAGCCUUCCGGGUCCCCGUGCAUUUGACCAAGCCGGAGAUCCAGAAUUACUUGCGCGAGAUUUACAAGGCGAAAGUCAUCAAGGUGAAUACCUACAUCAAGCUUCCCAUGAUCCGGCGGAACUCCUUCGGGGACUACUAUAAGAAUGGCACCUCCUACAAGAAGGCCAUCGUGACCUUCGAGGAGACCAUCCCAGACGAUGUGAAGAUGGUCUACAAUUCCAAGCAGCCCUGGAUGAACCCGGCGCUCACGAAGUAUGACACGCCGAGUAUCCGGCGAUGGAAGCCCUUUCGCCCAGGUGCCAAUCGUCGGAGGGAUUGGCAACCACGACAUCCCUUGGCCUGGGCCGAGCCGGUCCCGACCUUGCUGCGGGGCGACGACUUCCCUCCGCCCAAGAGGGGCGACACCGUCUUGCCGGACCACACCAAGCCCUUUCAGCACUACGGCCAGGCAAAGGAGAUUCCGACGGGAACCCCUCCACAGGAGUUCCCGAAGAUCGAUCUGGUCCGACGUCGGGUCUGUCAGCUGGAGCGGCUCCAGUGAGCCUGGCUGCAUGACAUGUGCAUGACCAGCCACUGACCAUGGCCACUGAAAGUCCUGG
This is a messenger RNA of Durusdinium trenchii, 786 nucleotides long. NCBI's taxonomy places the organism in Eukaryota, Dinophyceae, Suessiales, Symbiodiniaceae. The record is from the annotation of a GenBank genome assembly.